AGAGACUGGAAAAGGAGAGGGAGGCGGAAUGCAACAGGCUGAGCUCUAUCGCUUCUGCCAGGAGGACUUCUGACUGACAAACACAACUACUACACUCCAGCUUAUUCCUCCACUGACUCCUGACUUACCCUCACAGACGAGCAGACUGUGUGCUCAGUUUGCAUCUUACCAGGUCUGAAUCUGGAUCUGGUCGGGUCUUGGUGACGUGGUUCCUGGUCUCUGCCCUGCUCUUCCUUUCUCCUCAGCAUCCCACUCACGUGUCUACAGCCUGACAGCGGGGAAGCCAGCAGCUGGGAGGGGCUGAAUGGCACCGUCCCAUUUCGAACCCACCGUAGGCCCCUGACAAAGACAACACAGGAAGAGGAAACGCUAAGACAGUCAGAGAGUCACCUGAACCACCAGCAGUGCUUUAUCACGAUGGCAACCAACAGGGAGCACCAGCUGCGUCACAUGACCAACUUCCCUCGCACGAUGUACCCGUUCACCUUUAACUCCAUGCGGAGCCACUCCCCCUUUGACCUCCUGGCCAGUAGCCACCUCUUCAGCCGGUUUGGGGCAGACCUUCCCAAAGAGAUGGCUGCAUUGUCCGUGGAGACUCAGAGCACCAGCUCAGAGGAGAUGGUGCCCAGCUCUCCUUCCCCUCCUCCUCCUCCCCGUAUCUACAAGCCAUGCUUUGUGUGUCAGGACAAGUCAUCUGGUUAUCACUAUGGAGUAAGCUCCUGUGAGGGCUGCAAGGGUUUCUUUCGGCGCAGUAUCCAAAAGAACAUGGUGUAUACCUGCCACCGAGACAAGAACUGUCAGAUCAACAAAGUGACCCGCAACCGCUGCCAGUACUGUCGGCUGCAGAAGUGCUUUGAGGUUGGCAUGUCCAAAGAAGCGGUGCGUAACGACAGGAACAAAAAGAAGAAGGAUGUGAAGGAGGAGGUGGUGCUGCCAGAGAACUAUGAGCUGAGUGGAGAGCUGGAGGAGCUGGUUAACAAAGUCAGCAAAGCUCACCAAGAGACCUUUCCUUCUCUGUGUCAACUGGGAAAAUAUACCACAAAUUCAAGUGCUGACCACAGAGUGCAGCUGGACUUGGGCCUGUGGGAUAAGUUCAGUGAGCUGUCCACUAAGUGCAUUAUAAAGAUUGUGGAGUUUGCCAAGCGACUACCAGGCUUCACUACGCUCACCAUUGCUGACCAGAUCACCCUCCUCAAAUCUGCAUGUCUGGACAUCCUGAUGCUGAGGAUAUGCACUCGUUACACCCCAGAACAGGACACGAUGACCUUCUCAGAUGGCCUGACUCUCAACAGGACCCAAAUGCAUAAUGCUGGUUUCGGUCCGCUCACAGACCUGGUGUUUGCCUUUGCUGGUCAACUGUUGCCUCUGGAGAUGGACGACACAGAGACUGGCCUACUUAGCGCAAUCUGCCUAAUUUGCGGAGACCGUAUGGACCUUGAGGAGCCACAGAAGGUGGACAAGCUGCAGGAGCCGCUGCUAGAGGCUCUGAAGAUCUACACCCGCCGCAGACGCCCAAACAAGCCUCACAUGUUUCCCCGCAUGCUGAUGAAAGUCACGGACCUCCGAGGAAUCAGCACCAAAGGUGCAGAAAGAGCCAUCACACUGAAGACUGAGAUCCCAGGACCCAUGCCUCCACUUAUCAGGGAGAUGCUGGAGAACCCUGAGGCCUUCGAGGACAGCAGUGACUCAGUGGACAGUGCUGCAGCUGCUCCCCCUGCAAUUCAAACCAUUAAACAAGAGGAGAAGGCCACGUAUGAGUCGAACGUUGAGGAGGAAGAGGAGGAGGAAGACGACGACUACUGGGAUGAGGAGAAAGAGAGAGGAGGGGCAGAUAGUGACUGGGAGCCAAGUGGAGAGGUGACUGGGAAAACACAGUGAGAGAGACACCGUGAUGCUGCUUCCCUCUUCAGAUCACUGAGCCUUCGCCCAGCAAGAUCUCCUCCCAGAAACCUCACACAAUUAGGCUCUUACACAACAAUGAUGUUGCUUACAGCGCAUACAGUAUUUACAUAUACUGUACAUGCUGACCGAGAGGAAAAUGUGUUAAACUCUGUAAAGGAAGCGGGAGAAGCUAAAGCACUAAAUGUCAUGAAAAAAAAAAUCACUGUGCCAAAAUGAAACUGUCUAAAACGUAUUACAAAAGUGUUUCAUCCACCAAAAGAGGAACGAGAGGUGGUGGACAGAAGAAAAUGCACUCCUCCGCUAUCUAUAAGGGCUAUGCUUUGUAUAAAAUUGAUGGUAAAAAUACAUUGCAACAACAGAACUCUAUGUGGUGUCCAUCUGCCGCAAAUGUCUUCUCAGAAUUCCAUUUAUUACUAUUCAGAGAUAUGCUACUUAUUUUUUUAUUGUACUUUUUUUUCUAAGCAUGUAAACAUUUCUGCUCAUUCGUUAUGCCUUUUUGUGGUACUCUUUGUUGCUUUUUUGUAUAUUUUUCAUUCAGUCCUGCUCCCAUUUGACCAGACGUGUGUGUGUGUGUGUGUGUGUGUGUGUGUGUGUGUUUAAAGCUUGUCUUUAAUUUUAUGCAUUUCAGCUUUAUUGGACACAAUGAAAAGCAAUAGCAAAGAGAGAGCAGGACUCAAGCCUCGCAACAUGACAAGCACACGGUAUGAAAACAUCUAAAACAUCUGAAUGAGAAUAAAAGGAGGAGAACUUGUAAUUUCAACUCUGGUGCUUGUGAUAAAAAAACCCCAAAAAAUAUUAACAAAGAAUGCAAAACAAAUGCAACAACAUAACUCCGCCUCUCAACAAAAAUACAGACUUACUGUCAUUUAAAAAAUACUCAGAUGAAAGAAUCUGCAGGGUGGAUUUAGUGUCAUCACACAAUCUCAGGUUGAUCGUAUCAGGUUCACCUGUCAGCACAGUAUUUCAAGAAAACUGUUGGUGUGAAUGCUUCGAUAUAACUCCCCCUUUUUCAGCAAAAAUUCUUUAUACACCAAGGAAUAGGGAUGAUCAAAAAUCUAAGUUGUUGAGCGCGCUUGUAUAAGCCCUCGGUACAGCAGCCAGACAUAGGUAAGCCAUAGCCUUUUAAUAUUGUAAGUACGAGAAAAGAAUCAUCCAGAUUAUUUCACAGAAAACCUCAGGUGUGUAUGUGUGUGCGCUCAGUGUGUAACCAAAAGCACUUCCAAUACACAGAGUGACGUUAUAGAGAUGUUAUUGUCAUCACCGCCAAUAAUCAGUUAAACAUUUAUCGAAAAUUACUAGUUCUUUGAAAAAUGUACAUUGACAGGCUGUGUACCCUAACAAAAACUAAAUGUUUUCACUCACCCGAAGACUUCUGGUGGACAGUGGGACAGCAACGUUGAUUCAAGCUGAUCAACAAUCACAUGAUCAACUGUAACCGAGGCUGCAGCCGUCCGAUAUGACUGACAACUAAACGAGGGCUUGUUGCUGGCCUGCCCGCUGAAGCACAGGACGGUACUUCCGAAUGGCGAGUGCUGUUUAUAACGAGUGACGCAAAACAUGGAUUUUGUAAAAUAAAUCAUUAUUUGUUUUUCAUUGAGGAUUUACGGCUUUAUGAGAUGUACAAAAUUGUCAUUAUUUGUGUAAUGAAAGACAAGGUGGGUCUUACUGAACACCUUGAUGAGCAGUAAGGGAAAAAAGAUUCUCCAUCAGCAUCUUGUCCUUCGUGAAGCAUCACAGCAGUACGGCUGCAACAUUUGUUUUGAUGUAGUUUAUCGAUAUGAGGGAUGCAGUGAGUUUCAGUGAUGGAGCUACUGUGUGACUCCUGAUAAAAAAGGACUGUGCUUAUUGGUUGUCAUAACAACAUGACCGUUGUGGCAGCACACCAGCAUAUAUGAAACUUAAACUGGUCUUAAAUUGUUGUUUGUUUGUUUUCUAUAUGUUUUUUUAGACUGUUAAAUUGUCAUUUGUUGUAUUCUAGGACAGAAACAUCACAACCACGUGACUGAGGUCAGAUUUUACCUCACUCUGUUUCUCUCUCUCUCUCUCACACACACAAUAUUUUGCACAGUCAACCAGUUGUACACACUAUGUUGUUUAGUAUUUAAAACAGUUUCUACAACACAUAACCAUGAUAUUCCAUAAUGAAGAGUUUUCCUGUUUGUGUUGUCGCUUUCUUAAACCUGUUUCUUUUCUUAAAUUUGAACUGGUGCAAUAGAUAAGCCAUGGAGGUCACAGUGGAGGUCAUGUGAGUAAAUUUAAACAAUACCAAAGACAGCUACUACAUCACAUCUGAGCAAGACAAAACAGUAAUUAAUAAAACAUUGUAUUAAGCUCAUUGAUGUGAAAUAUAUUCACUCUGUGUUGUGUGGCAGGUGAGAUUUCACGAUCUCCAAAUUCCUUUUGAAGCUGGAACCAUCUUAUCUCUGUUACGUUUUAUUGAUGUUGUUUUUUAACUGAUGUGUUACUUUUCAUAAACAGGAUCUAUGUGGCGUGC
Molecule: messenger RNA, 4396 nt
Organism: Scatophagus argus
Lineage: Eukaryota; Metazoa; Chordata; Actinopteri; Scatophagidae
Product: retinoic acid receptor gamma-A-like
Exons: 9
Coding region: 418-1878 (486 amino acids)
Biological process (GO): regulation of transcription by RNA polymerase II; cellular response to corticotropin-releasing hormone stimulus; retinoic acid receptor signaling pathway
Cellular component (GO): nucleus; transcription regulator complex
Molecular function (GO): nuclear glucocorticoid receptor binding; nuclear receptor activity; zinc ion binding
Source: RefSeq, a predicted model, not a curated record